AUGGCGGCAAAGCACAGUACCUCCGGCGAAGGCGCAUGUGCUCUACACGCCAUCCACACGCUGACCUGGAAACUAGGAAUCGGUCGGGUUGGGUUGAAUUCGGGGGCUGUGAUAGGCUUGUCACUUACAGUCGGAGGAUGGCUCUCAAAUUUUAUAGUGUUUCUGAUUCAAGAAUUCAAUAUAAACAGCAUUGAUGCUGCUAAGAUUGCAAACGUGGUUAACGGUUCUUCCAGUUUUAUCCCAAUCAUUGCUGCAAUCAUAGCCGACUCUUUCUUCGGCUCAUUCUCCGUUAUCUCAGUUUCCUCCUGCAUUUCUUUGCUGGGCAUAAUUCUCUUGACCUUAACCGCGACACUUAAUUCGUUGAAGCCUCAACCUUGUGCUAUCGUCUCCGAAUUAUGCCAGCCCACCUCGACAUUGCAGUAUGCAAUCCCGUAUGCGGCCUACAUACCUUUUUCUACAUCUAUCGGGUUGGGAGGCACCCGCUUUACCAUGGCAAUACUGGGUGCUAAUCAAUUUGACAGACGUAAGGACCAAGCAACUUUCUUUAAUUGGUGCUUCGUUUCUAUAUACUCUGCUUCAAUAGUAGGCCUAACAGUCAUUAUCUAUCUUGAGGACAAUGUGGGUUAUAGACGGGGAUUUGGCCUAGCUGUCAUCACCAACCUAGUUGCCAUAGCCAUUUUCUUGUCUGGAACCCGUUUCUAUAAAUAUGAUAAGCCACAAGGGAGUCCAUUUGUGGGUUUAGCUCGUGUUAUUGUUGCUGCGACGUGGAAAAGGAAUCUCCAGAUCUCUUCUGAAAGCAAAGAUUAUUACUAUGGGAAUUAUGGAGUAACGGGGGUGGAGGCUGCAGCAUCUAGCAGGAGUUUGAGGUUUCUUAACCGUGCAGCACAGAAAACUGAAGGAGACAUCAGAUCAGAUGGUUCAAUUGUAAAACCAUGGAGACUGAGCACAAUGCAACAGGUGGAAGAUUUCAAGACGAUUAUAAGAAUUUUUCCAAUGUGGUCAAUAGGCAUAUUCUUAGCUACCCCGUUAGCAAUUCAAUCCAGCUUAUCAAUCCUGCAGGCUCUAACCAUGGACCCUCACCUUGGACCUCAUUUUCGGAUACCACCUGGCUCGGUUGUAGUCAUUAUUCUAAUCUCCAAUGUCAUCUCUCUCUCCCUUAUCGACAGGUUCUUAUAUCCCGCAUGGCAGAAGUUGAUUGGCCGGUCUCCAACGCCCCUACAACGUAUUGGAUUAGGCCACAUGUUAAACAUUCUCAGUAUGGCUGUUGCGGCAAUGGUGGAGUCGAAAAGGCUUAAAGUAUUCCAAGACCACCAUCUCCAUGACCAGCCCGGUGCUGUUGUACCAAUGCUAGCUUUGUGGCUUUUCCCACAGUUAACUUUGAUAGGCAUUGGAGAGGCAUUUCAUUUUCCAGGGCAAGUUGAAUUUUUCUAUCAAGAAUUUCCAUUGUCGCUGCGAAGCACAUCGACGGCUUUGACCUCAUUGAUUAUUGGGAUUUCAUUUUACCUAAGCACAGGUGUGAUUAAUUUGGUCCAAAGGAUUACUGGAUGGUUACUAAACAAUAUAAGCGACGGCAAGCUGGACAAUGUUUAUUGGAUGCUCGCUGUGGUGGGGGUGAUAAACUUUGGCUAUUAUUUGGUGUGUGCUAAGUUUUACAAGUAUCAAAAUGUAAAGGGUGCAGAUGGCAGUCCUGACCCUGAUAGUGCGUGA
This is a messenger RNA of Pyrus x bretschneideri (Chinese white pear), 1707 nucleotides long. Its product is annotated as protein NRT1/ PTR FAMILY 2.3-like. The record is from RefSeq and is a predicted model, not a curated record. Bases 1 to 1707 code for a protein of 568 amino acids. Gene Ontology annotation, cellular component: plasma membrane. The transcript is spliced from 5 exons. Gene Ontology annotation, biological process: transmembrane transport; oligopeptide transport. Gene Ontology annotation, molecular function: transmembrane transporter activity. NCBI's taxonomy places the organism in Eukaryota, Viridiplantae, Streptophyta, Magnoliopsida, Rosales, Rosaceae.